AUGACCGGACGCGAGUCCAAUCGUAUAAAGGAUGCGGAGAAGAAGCGUGUACUUGAUGAAGCUGCUCGACAACGGCGCGCACGCAAGGCGCUUGAAGCGCUCGAACAAGAUAAUUUUCACGAAGAUCCACAUGCAGAUUUGGUGAUGUCAAAGAAAUUGCCGAAAUUUCAAGAUGGUAUCAAAAACACUAAAGAAAAGAAGAGCAAACGUAAAGGUGCCGAAUACUAUAGGGCGAAGUAUCGUAAAAAUUUUCCACAGCUACUUGAAGAAUGUAGGCAGAAUUCUACGGAUGCACCAAACUAUUUGAAUGCUUUGGCACCCGCACCAAAUAAGCCUCCACGACGGUUUUGUGCUGUUUGCGGUAAUUUUUCCAAAUACACUUGCACUGCGUGUGGCACACACUACUGCUGCAUUCGUUGUCUGGGCACACAUCAGGAUACACGUUGCCUCAAAUGGACCGCUUGAAGCUUUCUUAAUUUAAUUGGAUUAUUAUUUUAGAAUUGUAAAGUAUGAUUUUAUGAUAUUACCAUGCGUUAUGACAAGUUGUGAGUGCCCUAAUAGUUACAUUGGUCUUUUAUAAUGCGCUUUAAAGUAUGAUAUUGAACUAUUAAAUUAUAUGAAACCACAACCAAGUCUUCAAACAAAAAUAAAGAAAUUGCAAAUAUUAAUUUUAUAUUCUGGCUACAACUGCAACAACAACAUUAAUUGUAGAUUCAAGCGCUCCUGUGUGAAAGGUACAUCUAUUUAUAAAUAAUCUGCAACGACCGCUACAACUCGCCUAAAUUUGGUGAAAAUUCUCUGAAAAUUUAUUUACUUUUGUUAUUGUCCAGAGAUAAGACGGAACGCAACGCCAGCUGCAAAUAAAAUUUCCUUUCGCUAAUUUCACUUUCAUUCGAAUUUCGUGAGUGAUAUCGGUGGUGAGCAAACUGUUGCGGCUGGUUGUUAGCCACCACAAACAUAUUUACAUACUGAGAUACCGUUACAUUAGAGUGUUACGAGAUAACAACAAAAAAAAAACAAAAACAAAUACGCGCAUAAAGUCUAAUUAACACAACACACCUUACCACCAGCAAAA
Bactrocera dorsalis (oriental fruit fly) is the source of this 1075-nucleotide messenger RNA. RefSeq names its product zinc finger HIT domain-containing protein 1. NCBI's taxonomy places the organism in Eukaryota, Metazoa, Arthropoda, Insecta, Diptera, Tephritidae. Gene Ontology annotation, biological process: chromatin remodeling. Gene Ontology annotation, cellular component: Swr1 complex. Gene Ontology annotation, molecular function: nucleosome binding. The transcript has 4 exons. Bases 1 to 465 code for a protein of 154 amino acids. The record is from RefSeq and is a predicted model, not a curated record.